Molecule: messenger RNA, 1117 nt
Organism: Triticum dicoccoides
Lineage: Eukaryota; Viridiplantae; Streptophyta; Magnoliopsida; Poales; Poaceae
Exons: 1
Coding region: 137-760 (207 amino acids)
Source: RefSeq, a predicted model, not a curated record
UCCCAACAAAGCCCUAUAUAAGCGCCCCAUUCCAAGAAAGAUUCAGUUCAAGCUCAGCUACCCCACCGCUCGCUCAGCAACCAGCAUACAACACAUAGUUUAAUUUGACACCUGUCGAGACUCGAGAGAGAGGAGCAUGGCGACCUUGUGCAGGCAGCCGAGUCUGGAGUUCGACGUCAAGGUCGUGAGGGUGGCCGGCGUCGAGGCGCGGCUCGAGGGCGUCCUCUUCGUCAGGUACUACGUCCCGGCCGGCGACGGUAGGCGCCGGAUCCGCGUGCACACGCGCGAGGUCCCGUGCGGCGCGGGGGGCGACGACGUGCUCUGGGGCGAGCGCGUGCGCUUCCAGCUGGCGGGCAACGGCGGGGCCAUCGCCGCGCCGGGUAAGGUCGCGUUCGAGCUCCGGUGGAGGCCGCGCCCGUCGUCGUCCGGGCUCGCGGCGUUCCUGGGGACAGGGAGGCCGUCGUCGCGCGUGCUGGCGCGGGCCGAGCUCGCCUUGUCUGUGGGUGCAAAAUCAGCGUCGGCGGAGAGCUGGCUGAGACUCUCGCCGGCGGGCAGGGAGCUGGGCGGCGGGUGCAAGGCGCCCAAGUUGUUCGUCGAGGUCGAGGUCGUCCACGCCGCAGCGGCUGCCGAUCGCGUGGCCGUGCAGGCGAGGAAGUUCGGCGGCGUGAACGAGUGCUGCCGUGGCGGCGAGCGCUGCGGUAGCUGCGGCUGGGUCGGGACCGAGGAGGACAUGUUCCUGGCAGCGACGUUUACUCAAUAGCAAUACCAGUAUUCUGAUGGUCGGUGAACUUCGUAGUAGAGCUCUUCCAGCAAGCAGUUGUCGAUUUCAGUCAAACUCGGGCGUGAAAUAUGAACAAAUUUUGAACACGAUGCCAAAUUCGGUUCUGGUAUUUUUGCGCUUCCUCGUCGCUCUUGGAUGUGUGGCUGCCAUGCACAUGACGUGCCAACGAUUGUUCUUCCGCGCUCAGGCGCUGCCCGGCGGCCCUGCGCGGUGUGCACAUCGGAGACGCGGCGCGCAGCCGUGAAGCUUCAACGGAAAUUAAGACGGGGGUCGAACUAAGUGGAUCAUGCACUAGACCUUUUUUUUUUUUUGCGAAUAGCCCUUUUUUUAGUUUAU